AUGGGCAUUCUUAUUUCCAAGUGCAUAAACCGAAAGCAAAGAAGUGUUGUCUUUAUAGGCACUCCAGGCUCUGGGAAGAAAGACAUUAUAAAAAUACUCAGAAAAGACAAAAAAGACACGCCUGCAUCCGAAAUGUACGAGCAGUUCACCGUCCGAGGAGGAGGAUACUCGACCGAGGUGUAUGAUGUGUCAGACGAGCAGAAGCACAUAAACUUCUGGAAAUUCUACACAGAGAACUGCCACCUUGUUGUUUUUGUGGUGAACAUCUGUACAGAGGCAAACAUUAUGCAGGCCAAGGAGGCGUUUGAGAACUUUUUCACCUCGUACGGGAUGAACAAGGAAAGCAUUGUUUUUUUGCUGAAAACCGAGCCUCUCCCCAAGGAGUCCGAGCUCUCUGAGGAGAGCAGAAGAGCGGCCGACGAAGAAGCGCAAAGAAAAACUGCAGCGUUCGUCCAGGCUUUCGCCUCUAUUUCCGGCCUGGACAAAAAGGCGCUUAGCAGGAACCUUUUGGUGAGCGAGGCAACGAAGCGCAGCCAAAUCGUGAGCUUUGUGUGCAAGAACUUUAUGCAAUAA
This is a messenger RNA of Nematocida major, 573 nucleotides long. RefSeq lists its product as uncharacterized. The coding region runs from base 1 to 573 and encodes 190 amino acids. The record is from RefSeq and is a predicted model, not a curated record. The transcript has a single exon. NCBI's taxonomy places the organism in Eukaryota, Fungi, Microsporidia. Gene Ontology annotation, molecular function: GTPase activity; GTP binding.